This is a messenger RNA of Pleurotus ostreatus (oyster mushroom), 1593 nucleotides long. RefSeq lists its product as uncharacterized. The transcript is spliced from 7 exons. The record is from RefSeq and is a predicted model, not a curated record. Bases 1 to 1593 code for a protein of 530 amino acids. NCBI's taxonomy places the organism in Eukaryota, Fungi, Basidiomycota, Agaricomycetes, Agaricales, Pleurotaceae.
AUGAUUGUCCUUGACAGUCAAGACCCUCAGGAUGCAAAAUCAAGCUUGGCUCCUGUCGCUGGUCCCACUGUCCGCCGACCCGACAGAGUCUUUGGUGGUAGCACACCUUCACUCGUUCUCCCCGACUACGAAACAUCUCAAGCCAUCGAAUUGGAGGCUCUCCAUCUCCUCAGAAGCCCCUCAUCGUCCGCGAAUUCUAUUCACCGCUACAAGAGGGCCUCCGUCAGACAAUGGAUACCGUCCAGGUUUUGGAGGAUCAUGUUCUAUGUCAUGAUUCUAUACGUUGUUCUCACUCUGGCGAUUGGUGUACCCCUCCUCGUACUUGUCUUCAAGCGGUCCGCCCAGAACGCCAUGCAAAUAUCACCACUGGCACUCUCAUGGCUGGAUGACGAGCCACAUGACUCUCCGCUCUACCUAGAGAACGGGGUUCUUGUCCAUAGUGAGAACGCAACGUGCGAUCACUGGACUUUGGUAGAUGCGCCCGUAUCGGGUAACCUGUCUCUCACUACCGCAAAAUACAGUCUCCCUGCAACCGGAUCAAUAUCCAUGCGACUUACCACUCUCUACUCAAAUUCCUUGCCUGAACUAACCGCUGGAGGAUCUCUCAAUGUUGCCUUCAAUUCUAAUCCCAGGCAAACCCAGGCCCUUUUCAACGUCUCCCUCCAUACAUCCAGCCGCUCCGUCAGGGAGAACGUUCAUGUCUGCUUCCAGCAAGUAGGAGCGGAUCGAGGUGUUGUCAUUUAUAUUCCAACAAACCUUACUAUCGGUGACACUCUCAGUCUCGAUAUACAACUAUUACUUCCUCGGCCUUCGGCUGGACUGAAAGUUACUAAACUGGCCACUUACCUCCCUGGCAUCGAGCAAAUUUUCUGGAGGAUGGACAGCUACCGCUUCACACAGAUGAAUAUCGAAGGCGCUCAAGCCAGCAUCAGUUUCAAGUCAUUGAUGGCGCAGAACAUGGUUGUGAAGAAUUCAUUAUCUCCUAUCAUAGGAACUUUCAAUAUCACUCGGUCGUUGCAUCUAGACAACGUAGGCGGUACCGUUAAUACAAAUAUCUCCAUGGUGCAUGAUUCAAGUAACGAUUCACCGACGUUCGUGUCUAUUGAUUCCGGAAAUGGCGAUAUCCGGGCGAAGCUAUUAUUGUCCUCCCCACUGAAGCGUUCUGUCCUAUCCAACCCGCAGCCUAAUUUCACUGCCUACGUGAAAACAUUCGACGCCCCCAUCAAUAUAGAUAUCGAUUACGACUCCUCGACGCCAGUCGCUCCGCUGAAUAUGGCCGUUCAGAAUAAUUUGGGAGCAUCGAAUAUCACCGUCGAUGCUAGAUAUGAAGGCACAUUCGACAUGCAGACCAAACUAUCACAGGCAACCGUGAUCGAAGAACAAGUCGAUUCGUGGUACGAUCCCGCCGGCUUGCACAGAGAUUUUCGCUACGAAUACGACCAUAAGUCGUCAAAUCGGAUAUUUGGAUGGGUAGGCUGGGGCUCGCGGCUGAAACCCCGGACGCCUGGGCAGAGUAACCUUGUAGCUUCCUCCUCGAUGAGCCCCGUCUCCCUACGUUUUCGUGAGAGAACAAUAACGCGGACUAGACGUUGA